UUGGCCUCGCACUUCUGAGGACUUGGGUUCGAUCCCGGACCCGCCCCCGCCCGCGUGGCGUUUACACGUUCUCCCCUUCCGAACCGCACGAGUGGACAGGUAUGCAAUAAGCGAACAUGUGGAACAUGUGGACCGGGAACCGAGCGGACGCCGGCCGCGGCCUGCAGGCGGCGCCUGUUGCGCAGAUGCGGAAUCUCCCUCGGACGAAGGACGUGGAGGGGGCGGGGGGAGGCUGCUCCUUAAAUAGCCCCCGCGGGUGGCCACUUUCAAGACAAGAGGAGCGGCGAUGCGAUCAGAGUCCACGCAGAAAGAGGGUGGCUUCAAGUGGUCAACCCUCACGGGGAAGCUCCCGGGGGGGCACAAGCCGAUGCUCAAGUUGCCCAAGAUUUGGGUCCCCAAGGCGGCCGAAGUCAGGCGCAACAGCGCCCCCGCCCCCGCGGAGCCCCGAGAAGUCGAGCCCGCAGUUGCACCCGCCUCGGCGCCCCCUGCGCCCCUCGGACCUCCUCGGCCGCCCGCGCCGCUGACCUUCGAGCAACACCUUGCGGCGCUGCACCUGAGCGAGGCGGGCCGCCUGCUGCUGGCCAGAGAGGAGCGCCUAUUCGCGGGCGGGGGGCUCCGGCCCCCGGAGGUCGUGGACGCGGACGCGCUGGAGGCCGACCGCCGGGCCUUGGAGGACGAGGUGCUGCGGACGCUCAGGACCUCGCUGGACGCGGACGCGGACGCGCAGGUCCUGAGGUCGGCGGUGAGCUUCGUGGAGCUGGAGGAGGAGCAGGACCAGAUAUGGGAGCGGCGGCGGGGGGGAACGCUGCCCUCCUGGAGGCUCAGGUGCUGGAGGCAAGCGCACGACGCCACGUUGCAAAGCCUGGUGGAGGAGCGUAUGGAGGCCCCCCCGACGCCCGCCGCCCUGCGCCCGGGCCACUCGUCCAUCCAGGCCGACGUGCACAGCAUGGGCCGGCGGCUCCGGCGCGACCUGCUGCUGGUGCUGGAGCGCGUGGAGACGUGCUACCCCGCCCACCUGCGCAUCUGCCGGCAGUACGCCGCCUGGUACCACCGCUGCGUCGGCGCCAAGCUGGCGAAGUUGGCGGACUUCGGACUGGACGACCAGGACUGCACCUUCCUGCUGCGCUGGGUCAACGACUUCUACCCGCGAUUGCUUCAAGAACUGGAGGCAGCAGGUGAGCUGGACACCCGAGCGCUGGACUGCCUCCUGCCCAAAGAUCUGCUGGCCCCUUUGGAGGAGCAGUACCUCAGCAAACAGCAGGGCGAGCUGAGCACGUACCUGGGGCGCAUCUUGGACGAGGCCCGGGAGACGUGGACCGAAGGGGGGCUGCCGCCCAGCGAGGACGGCUGCUUCGCCAGUCCCCUGGCCUACGACAUCAUUCAGAUGGUGAACGGCAUGGUGAGCGCGGCGGAGAAAGUGCUGGGCGACCUGCCGAAGGCUCGGACUUUGACGUGUCAGCUGCAAGACUUGCUGCGCAGGUUCGCGACUUUCCAGGCUGACGUCAUCAAGCGCAACAAAGCGAACAGCGCGGCCUUCGUCAAAGCCAAUCUCGGCUGCGUGGCGCAGUUCAGGGACUUCCUGGCGAGCAGGAGCCGACUGUUCCCGGAGGACGUUCGCCGAAACUGCCUGAGAACGUUGACGGACAUGAAAGGAAGCGCACACGAGUACCUGCUGGGCCCCGUCCACAAGAACCUCAAGCCGCACUACCGAAAACUUUUCAGCCAAGAGUGGUUGAAGACGUCCACGCUCGACAAGCUGCAGCGCGGCCUGGAGGACGAGAUGCUUCAGCUCGAAGGCCCGUCCAAGUCCUGUCGGCAGGAGCUGACGGCUCGGCUGCACCGGGACGUUGCGGUGGAGUACGUGUACCGGCUUCUGAAGGCGGAGCUCAAGCUGAAGGACAAACUGCAGCAGCGGCAGGCCGCCGACAACGUGGAGCGCGACGCCGGCGCUUUGCGCGACUUCUUCGGCGGACACGGCUCCGAGGAGGCCUGGCUUCACCAAGUUCUGAUCAUGAUCGCCGAAGUCCUGAAGCUCCAGGACCUCCCUGCCAUCCAGUUCCAAGUGGCCUCGCUGGGCACCGCGUUCCCUGACCUCAGUGAGAAGCACGUGCUGUCUUUGCUCAAGCUGAAGAGCAACCUCACCAAGGAGGAUAAAAACAACGUGAAGGCCGUCCUGUUGGAGAUUCCCAAGGAUUCCGCCCAAUCGCAGGCCUUUUUCUCAUUUGUGGCGGUCAAAUAGCGAGAGUGCCGAGUGGCGGUCCUUCACCCACGCAAUCUCCUACGCGUGUGCGUGCGUGCGUGCGUGAUUUUUAUUAUUUCAUGAACAUUAAGGUCACUUUGUAGUUGUUGUUGUAUAGGUUGAACAUGUACUGUACAUAUAUAUAUAUAUUUUUUUUUUUUAAAUAGUGAAUAAUAAAUACCAGACGCAAAUGUGAACAACA
Syngnathoides biaculeatus (alligator pipefish) is the source of this 2441-nucleotide messenger RNA. RefSeq names its product tumor necrosis factor alpha-induced protein 2-like. Gene Ontology annotation, molecular function: SNARE binding. Gene Ontology annotation, biological process: exocyst localization; exocytosis. Gene Ontology annotation, cellular component: exocyst. The record is from RefSeq and is a predicted model, not a curated record. The coding region runs from base 287 to 2239 and encodes 650 amino acids. Lineage: Eukaryota; Metazoa; Chordata; Actinopteri; Syngnathiformes; Syngnathidae. The transcript is spliced from 13 exons.